Molecule: messenger RNA, 1608 nt
Organism: Postia placenta MAD-698-R-SB12
Lineage: Eukaryota; Fungi; Basidiomycota; Agaricomycetes; Polyporales; Adustoporiaceae
Exons: 8
Coding region: 1-1608 (535 amino acids)
Biological process (GO): maturation of SSU-rRNA from tricistronic rRNA transcript (SSU-rRNA, 5.8S rRNA, LSU-rRNA)
Cellular component (GO): small-subunit processome; nucleolus; 90S preribosome
Molecular function (GO): protein binding
Source: RefSeq, a predicted model, not a curated record
AUGGACGCACUAUUCGCGAAGGGCGAUGCAUUGGGGCCUGUGCAGAAGAGGAGGAGGAUCUACAAGGAUGACUCUAAGAGACGACCGGAGGCGACGUCCAAGGCGGGCCCCUCACACGACCGUACCCUGAAUUCCGUCUCCCUCCACACAUCAGUACCAAAGUCUUUGCGCCAGACGUCACCACCUUCGGAGAAUAUCCCGAAGUAUUCUCAUAUACAAGACAGCAAGCUGCGCACGAAGCUUACCAGGCAGUCAGUGCAGUCCGCUCGCAACAGAGCAUUGGUGAAGGAUGCGGAGCUUCUGCUCGCCGAGGAAGUCGGAUUGAUUGAGGUGGAGGGGGAUCUGGAAAAGACUUGGAGAGUCGGUCAAGACGAGGUCGCUCAGGCCGCUGGGCAGGAAGCAGCAAAAGGCCGAAAAGAGUGGACCCUAGACGGCGGCCCGUACCGAUCAAGAUAUACACGGAACGGAAGACAUCUGGCUGUAGUCGGAAAAAAGGGUCAUGUCGCUACUUUUGAUUGGCAAGCAGGCACGCUGCACGCUGAACUUCAGCUACAAGAGACAUGUCGGGACAUAACGUUCUUGCAUGACCAUUCCCACUUCGCCGUAGCGCAACAGAAGUAUGUAUAUAUCUACGACCGCGACGGAGUAGAACUCCAUCGUCUCAAGUCACAUAUUGAGCCGACAAGGCUUGAGUUCCUCCCUUACCACUGGUUACUCGCUAGCGUUGGUAAUGCGGGAUACCUAAAAUAUCAAGAUACAUCUACCGGCCAACUUCUCGUUGAACACCGGACAAAACUAGGUGCCUGCAACACGAUGGCCCAAAACGUACACAACGCCGUGAUCCACCUUGGGCACCAAAAUGGCACCGUCACGCUAUGGACGCCCAACCUCCCACACCCUGCUGUCCGCCUGCUAGCGCACCUUGGGCCCGUCGUCAGUAUCAGCGUGGACCCAAGCGCGGGUGGACGCUAUAUGGCUACUGCGGGGCAAGACGGGACGGUCAAGGUAUGGGAUUGUCGGAAUUGGAAGGGCGCGGUGCGACAGUGGUCGACGAGGGGCGGAGGAGGGGAGCUGGAAUGGAGUCAAAAGGGUGCAUUAGCAGUCGCAACAGGCGGCAGCGUGAACGUUUACUCCAAACCCUCCAUCCAGACGCCUUUUGCGGCGACGGUCACGCCUCCAUUAUACCUCACUCACCCGAUACCACACAGGCCGUUGACGUCGGUGCGGUUCUGCCCGUUCCAUGAUAUACUCACGGUUGGCCACACUGCGGGAUUGUCGAGUGUCCUUGUCCCGGGCUCUGGGGAGCCGAACUUCGACUCGGCCGAAGCAGAUCCCUUCGAGAACAAGAGAGCGCGUCGGGAGAGAGAGGUCAAGGGGUUGUUGGACAAGAUCCAACCGGACAUGAUCGCUCUUGACCCCGAGUUUAUCGGAUCCUUGGCGCCACCGCCGAAAUUGUCCACCGCUAUCGAUGGGCAAGCAGACAUUCCGUUCGCUCGCCUACCCCGACUCGAACGUCUGCGCAUGCGCGGCAAGAACAAGAGUAUGAAGAGAUUCCUUCGGAAACAACGCAAGAAUGUUAUCGACCCUCGUGCUGUACGUGCAUUCUAG